AUGGUGCCGCUCGUAGUACCUCUACUUCUUAACAGCUGCCUGGCGCUCCAGACCAGCGUGACCUCCAGGCUUCCUGCGGCGGGGUGCCGCGAUGCGGUCCCGGGCGACUGGUGUCACACCGCGCUCGCGUGGGCGAAAGAGAAAGGCGCCACGGAGCACCCGGAAUGGUUUCCAGGGGACGUGGGCGAGUACACGGCCCGGGACUUCCAGUCGCUGAUGCACCAGCUCGGCGUGGCCCAGUGCACGCCGCCCUGCGCCCCAGAGCACGUCGAGCGGCAGCACGCGGUGGUGCUUCUGCAGUCUGGCGAGGCCCUGGCUCAGGGCUUCGGCGCCUCCGAGCUCGAGGAGCUGCUGGCGAGCACCUGGGCGCCGAGGGCUGCGGCGGGCAGCCCCGCACAGUCGCCCGACGGCCCCGCCGCCGCCGCGAGCAUGUCCGACUGCGAGGACGCGGCAGAGGGCAGCCUUUGCCACCGCUCCGUGGCGUGGCUGCGUGAGAGUGGGUUCGCGAUGCACCCCGAUUGGUACCCGGGGCUCUCGAGCGACACGCCCUUCGAGCAUGUCCAGAUGAUACUCUAUUCCCUCGGCAAGGUGGGCUGCAAGAAGCCGUGCCAGAAGGCACUCGAGAUGGUGCCCGACGGCCAGUACAACAGCAGCGAAGCAGUCGCGCAACCUCCGCACAGCACCUGUGGCGACGCGGCCCCAGGCGGCUGGUGCUCGAAGUCCAUCCAGUGGCUCAGGUUCUACGGCUUCGCUCAUCACCCCGACUGGUACCCGAGCCUCGGCCCCGGGUCCACCGACAGGGAGAUGCAGACCGUCUUGCACCAGCAUGGCAAGGCCCAGUGCCCCAAGCCGUGCUCGGAGCGCGGCGCAAUCGACGCGCUCGAGGAGCCCGCGGUGGCAGCGGAGCCGGCGGCGGAGCCCGAGCCCCCGAGAGCGGCGGAGCUCGUCUGCAGCACUGCCGGGGAGGGCUCGGCCUGCUUCGACGAGGUGGUGGCCCAGAUGGAGGGGGUCCGGGAGCACCCAGAGCUGCACCCGUGGAUCACGAACGCUUCUAGCUUCGAGGAGGUGCAGGGGAUUCUCUUUGACCGCAUGGAGGCGGGCUGCACCAGACCGUGCCCCGCAGAGAACUCGACACGGCUGCUUGCCGACGGUGGCUCCGAGAUGAAGAAGCCAUAUGGGGAGAUGACGAUGGAGGAAGCGCAGGCCUACAUGGACGGCAAGUGGGAUGGCAUGGGUACGUUUCCCGAGUCCACUUCCCUCGACGACACCGUGGCCUGGAAAGCCACGACUUCGGCGCCAGUCUCGACGACGGAGGCGGUGCAAACUGCAGAGGCCCUUGCGGAGGACUCUGUGGAGAACGCAUCGGCGCCCACCUCGACGGCGGUGCAAGCUGCAGAGGCCGACGCGGAGGACUCUGCGCAGAACGCAUCGGAGCCCAAGCCCUCGGCGCACGAUGGGCCCUCGGCCGCAUGGGGCGCCACAGAGACCGCGGCUGUGACUCCGUUCGAGCUGGGGCCGAGUGUGCCAGUGGAGGUCUUGCCCGUGGACGACGGCAUGGAGACCCGCGCGGAGAGGGUGGAGGGAGCGAGCGGCACCGGGGGCACGGAGACCGCCGUGCAGAGCAGGGCCGAGCUUGCGAGGCAGGCGGAGCCUGGUGCGCCCGAGGAGGCCUCGGCCGGAGAGCCUGCCGCGGCGAUCCCGGCAGUCGAGAGCGCACCUUUGCCAGAGGCGGGGGUGCCCGCCCUGGACGAGGAGCCCCUGCCCCUCGUGGGCGAGAGCGGCGUGACGGAGGGCCCCGCCAGGGAGGCGGGCUCGCAGGUGGACGCCGAGCUCGCUGCUCGCCCUGUCCUGGCCGCCGAGGAGCAGAGCAACGCGAGCCAGCCUGCUGAGGUGCGCAGCAGCGCUGCCAUGCCUGGCAGUGCGAACGGCGACGCCGUCGAGUCUACCGAGGAUGAGAGAGACGCGACCCGCGCUGCUCCAGAGGCCGACCAGGCCGACGUCGAGGUGGUGAGUCCGGAGCCGCUGCCCCUGGUCGCCGGCGACGAGGUGGUGCACUCAGCGGUGGAGGAACAAACUUCUGAAGAGACGCAGAACAGGAGGGGGCAGGAGCUUCUCAAGGAUUCCGCUGUGGUCCUCGACACGCACGCGGAUGUUCCUGCCGAGGUGGCCAACGAGACUAGCGAGGCGCUGGAGGGGAUGGCGGUCAGUGAGAUUCGCGAGGACCUUUCGAAUGAGAUGUCCGCAAGCACCGCGCACGCAGAGAGGGAGACCAGGACCAGGGAGGACUUCGUGGAGACGUUCAAUACCACGCCCGCAGAGAUCCCUGGCCAAUCCGCGCCCUCAGAAACUCUUGCUGAGAUGGAGAGAAGGAUCCGGGAGGAGGUCCUGACGGGGAUGACAGCCAGCACUACGCCAGCAGAGAUUUCAGCCGGAAUGGCGAACGAGAGUGAAGAGGAUCGUCUGGAGGAAGUGUCCGUCAGCACCGCGCCCGCAGAACCCCCUGCAGGCAUGUUCAGCAGGAUCCGGGAGAAGGUCCUGAAGUGGAUGACAGCCAGCACCACGACCGCUGGAACUCCCUCCGACAAGGCACCCCAGAUAGGGGAGGAUGCACGCCUCAAGGAGAUAGCUGCCAGCACGCCCGCGGAGACCCCUGCUGAAGUCGAGAGCAGGACUAGGGAUGAGCUCCUGCGGGAGUCUGCGGCUGAGACCACCGUGCCCCUGGAGAUACAGGACGAGAUGUCAGCCAGCAUAAGGGCUGAGGUGCUGCACGAGCUCGAGGAAAAGUCGCAGAGGCAGAAGCAGGAGAUGAAGGACGGCGUCAGGCGUGAGCUGCUUGCCGAGAUGGGCAAAGGUGAACACGCGGACCUGCCAGGGAACAAGGAGGACCUUGAGUGA
Prorocentrum cordatum is the source of this 2895-nucleotide messenger RNA. Lineage: Eukaryota; Dinophyceae; Prorocentrales; Prorocentraceae. The record is from the annotation of a GenBank genome assembly.